AUGGACCAGGUGGUGCGGGGCAGCGAGGCCGGCAAAGGUGAUGAUGGGAAUGCUGUCACGCAGCCAAUGCCGACACCGGCACCCUACACGAGCGUGGACGAAGUGAUGCUGCCUGCUCGCUUGCAGGGCCGGAAUAAUGUUUACUCGGGCUGCAGUUGCACGGGGCCUUGUGCGCCGGAGACCUGUUCGUGCCUUUGUAAUGGACGAGCGCGCUACUACGAGUGCAACGACAAUUGUGCCUGUGACGUAGCUACAUGCCGUGCUGGCCGUACCACACAACAACCGACGGCGCUGGAUAUUCGUCUCGUGUGGACUUCAGAGCGGGGACAUGGGCUCCUAACCGGCACUCGCAUCCCCGUCGGUACCUAUGUGGGGCAUUAUACCGGCCAGCUUGUGAAUGUUGCCACCGCCCGAGCCCGAGAUUCUGCUGCAGACGCAGUCAGUCCCGUGCACACCUACCUUCUCGUUCUGCGCGAGCACACGCAACGCGGCGUUCUCACCACGGCGGUCGAUGCCAAAGAGUACGGCAAUCUCACACGCUUCAUCAAUCACAGCUGUGCGCCAAACCUUGAGCUGCGGCCCGUUCGGCUUGGCUUUGUACCACGCCUGGCCUUUUUCGCCCUCACCGACAUUCCUGCGGAGACGGAGCUCACCUUUGACUACGGCGGCGCGCCACCAAGCGCCAAAAUUGCCACCACAUUACCUGCAGAUACCGACACGGGCGCCCCACGUCACAAACGCCACGUUACGGCCCCCGAGUUGGCCUUGAGCGCCAAGCCCUGCCGCUGUGGUGCUCCAACUUGCAGAGGCUUUCUACCACUCACCAUCUGGUAA
Molecule: messenger RNA, 834 nt
Organism: Monosiga brevicollis MX1
Lineage: Eukaryota; Choanoflagellata; Craspedida; Salpingoecidae
Exons: 1
Coding region: 1-834 (277 amino acids)
Biological process (GO): regulation of DNA-templated transcription
Cellular component (GO): chromatin; nucleus
Molecular function (GO): histone H3K36 methyltransferase activity; protein binding
Source: RefSeq, a predicted model, not a curated record